AUGAGGGCUGCUCGUUGUGCUCCUCACGCUGCUCGCGCUGCUCUUCUCCCCCUCGCGACGACGACGACGACGAGUAGGACGAUUCAGACGAGAGGAGGAGGAAGAGGAAGAGGAGGAAGAAGAAGACAACAACAACAACGAGAACAACGAGGCAUUGGAAUUGGAAAACAGUUGGAAAUUCGAUGUCAACAAAAAAGCAGCGCGACGAUUCAAAGUAGUUCAGACGAUUCAGACGAAAACAGAAAGAAGAAGAAGAAAAAACGAGUGUUGGUAAUUUCAGGUCCAACGUCGGUGGGGAAAUCCUCCGUGGCCAUCUCCAUCGCGAAACGCGUCGACGGAGAAAUAGUCUCCGCCGACUCUGUGCAAGUGUAUCGAAACUUGAACGUCGGUUCCGCGAAACUUUCUAAAGAAGACAUGCAAUCGAUUCGACAUCACAUGUUGGAUUUGAAAUCACCUGUGACGGAAGAUUUUGAUGUCGGGGAGUUUUAUGAGUUAGCGAAUGGGUACAUAGACGAUAUUCACGCGAGAGGGAAAGUACCGAUCGUGUGCGGCGGGACCGGGAUGUACGUGAAAUGGUUAACCGACGGGAAGCCGAACGUGCCGAAAUCGACGAAAGAGAGCAGUUUGAGAGCAGAAAAGGAAGUGCGAGAGAUACGAGAUCGAUAUAGUAAUACUAGUAGUAAUAACGAUGAUGACGAUGAUGGGAAUAAAGCGCAGGCGUGGGAUGAAGCCAUCAAGUACUUAAAACAGCGAGGGGAUUCGGAAACCGCCGGGAAAUUAGCUCGAAACGACUGGUAUCGAUUAACGAGAGCGUUGGAAAUCUUAGACGUUUCCGGAGGAAAACCGAAAGGAUCGUUUCAACCAGUCAAAGAUGAGAGUAAACAGUUUCACUGUUACGCGUUGUCGAUGAACAGAGUCGAUUUAUAUCGAAGAAUGGAUCAAAGAGUCGAAGAGAUGGUUGCAAACGGCAUAUUGGACGAAGCGGCGUAUUUGUUGAGAGAAGGCGUGAAGCCGAAUACGAAUUCGGCGUCGAGAGCGAUCGGGUACGCGCAAGCGAUCGAUUAUUUACUGAAAUGUAAGCGUGAAAAAGAGAAUAACAGUGAGUCGUCGAUAAACAAUGACGCCACUUUACUCCUCGAGUUUAUCGACGAGUUACAAAGAGAAACGAGAAUGUACGCGAAGAGACAAUUCACGUGGCUUCGAUCGGAAAAGCAGUUCCAAUGGAUCGACGCGAGCGAGGGCGCUGAAAUAGCGAGCUCGCGAAUAUUUGAGAAGUUUAACAACGCCCAAAUCGAUGUUGAUGAUGAAGAAGAAGAAAUUAACGAGUCAAAUAACAACUCGUCCAUUUGUGAGGUCACUAAAGAAAUGGCGAACGAAUUGAAACGGUACCGCGUCGAGUUGAAACUCUUCCACGACGAAAGCAUUAGAAAAGCGACUGUUGAGCGCGUCGCCGAUAUAGUUUCGCGCAUGUAG
This is a messenger RNA of Bathycoccus prasinos, 1473 nucleotides long. Its product is annotated as tRNA delta(2)-isopentenylpyrophosphate transferase. The record is from RefSeq and is a predicted model, not a curated record. Lineage: Eukaryota; Viridiplantae; Chlorophyta; Mamiellophyceae; Mamiellales; Bathycoccaceae. Gene Ontology annotation, molecular function: tRNA dimethylallyltransferase activity. The transcript has a single exon. Gene Ontology annotation, biological process: cytokinin biosynthetic process; tRNA modification. The coding region runs from base 1 to 1473 and encodes 490 amino acids.